AUGGAAGUUAUUAUUUGCUGUCUAUUCACAGAAGGCAGGCCGGGAAAGGAGGCAAUGAGCACUGAAACAGGUCGGGUUUUAAAUCGAUCGAGAUCAUGGACUGAUCUUCCCAUCGAGAUUCUAUCUUGUAUUGCAGACCGAUUAAGCAUAAUCGAGCUCUUAAGUUUCCGUGGAACAUGCAAAGAUUUCCACUCUGCUUCAUCCGCUGCCAUAGGAGCGGAUAAAUAUCCAUGGAUACUAUUUCACAAGCCCAACAGUUCCGAAUGCCUGAUCCUCGACGAACCAAGAUCCAAAACCUACAAACGCAACAUUCCAGAUCUUCAAGGGGCAACUUGCCUCGCAUCUUAUCAAGGAUGGCUCCUAGUAUUCAGAGACGAAUCUGUUUUCUUCUUUUGCCCGUUUUCUCUAGCUAAAAUCGCUCUUCCUGAUUUCCCACACAACCAAAUCGAGGGCCACGAUGCUGCCUUUUCAGACCUGCCUACCUCUCCUAACUGCAUGGUCGCGGUACUUAACGCGAUAGAUCAUGAUUUUUUUGAAAUGAACAUAAUUUCAAAAGGGCAAACCGAAUGGACUCAAUACAAGAUAUCAAGGCGUACUCCGAAUUUAUAUUUAACAUCCAACCUGACUGUAGCCACAUUCAAUCGUGAGAGUGAAGAAUUUAACUUCACGGAUACAAUCAAAUAUACACUCACCUUUUCCGCUAAAGAUAAGAACUGGAAACCGUAUAACAUCGUACCUGCUACAUAUGAAAACAAGCAUAUCCCGGGCUUACCUUUUCGUCAUUGGUGGUCCUCUUACUCAGGUGACACAAUUGAGCAAAAGAGAGACAAGCUGGAUAUCGAAGACGAUGAAUAUGUUGUGGUUUGUGGGUUAACUUACCGUCGUCCGGGUUAUAAUGAUCCAGUUGUGUAUCAAAAUGAAGUUGUGGAUAGGUCUCCUACUAAAACUCGUAUGCGUAGGGCUGUUUGGAUUCAGCCACGAUUCUUUGAAGCUCAUCCCAACCAGCAUUGGUAG
Molecule: messenger RNA, 1014 nt
Organism: Erigeron canadensis
Lineage: Eukaryota; Viridiplantae; Streptophyta; Magnoliopsida; Asterales; Asteraceae
Product: F-box protein At3g56470-like
Exons: 1
Coding region: 1-1014 (337 amino acids)
Molecular function (GO): protein binding
Source: RefSeq, a predicted model, not a curated record